Messenger RNA from Colletotrichum spaethianum, 1641 nucleotides. RefSeq lists its product as uncharacterized. The record is from RefSeq and is a predicted model, not a curated record. Lineage: Eukaryota; Fungi; Ascomycota; Sordariomycetes; Glomerellales; Glomerellaceae. The coding region runs from base 1 to 1641 and encodes 546 amino acids. The transcript has a single exon.
AUGACGCCGACGACAAUGGUACCGCUUCCGGCAACAACAGCCUCGUCUCUGACAUUUGCCACGAAUACGGCCUCGCUGGCUUCGCAGCCGGAGCUUCUUGAGCAAAUACAAACGAAGCCAACCAAUUCCCUUUCGGAACUCGUGAUCUUGGAUUCCCCCAAGGCAAACGCAGCUUCACAGAAGCCUGGUUCCCACGGAACUUUGACGAGGAAACCGUUGCCAACUUCAAAGUCCGUUGCGAAGACAAUACAAAAAAGGAGCCGGAAAACCAGCGCUAAGACACCCAGUGGAUGGAAAAGAUGGGCAAAGAAACAGAAAAACGAUGUUUACAGCGAGCCCGAGUUCCAGGAAUCCAGCGAGGCUGUCGACGCAUACCUCAACUUCGCCUUAUCGUGGGACGAGGAGCGCAAGAAGCCCGCUGACAUUUCGCAGCAGUUACCCUACACUCAGUUUGUGGCCCAAUGGGCAAACGUCAAGAAGCGAGGUCGGCCCCCGCCUGCAUCCAUGAUAGAAGCGAUCCGGAUCAUGAAUAGCCUAAUUAUACCGUAUAACAUCGUCUAUAUGCUGGCGAAGGCCGGUUGGGAUGCAGACAAAUGUUGCAACCCGAAGCUGUCUCAGGAGCAGAGAAAGCUCGGUACCGGACCGACAGAAUUGAAGCGUGGUAUUGAAGAUGAGGGCGAGCCUUUGAGUCAAGACAAGAAGCAGAAGGAGACCGUGGCUGUCGGCCAGCAAGAAUCUUCUAAUGCCGAGACCGUGUCAUCAGAAAUUCCGGCAACUAGGGAUCAAUCGUUUCGAGAGUCGCCACCGAUACCUGAUAACAAUAUCGUCAAGGUCGAGGAAGCGUCUCCGAUGUCUGCUGUACUUCGUCAAGCGGAUGGCCUUCAUGCCACCUGUAUUCCUUGCGAUGAGGCCGAAGACGUUGGUUCAGACGACUACUCCGACCGGGUGAGUUUUGAGGUCGACGCGGAGCUUGUUACGAACACCAUUGAAGCUGCCAUUAGCAACAUUCAACCUGCCGGCAUCACGAAGUCGCCCGAGAUCACCAAGCCUACCAGCUCUAUGAACCUCUCAUUCGGAAGUGCAAAUAGGAUCGACGCCUCGGGCUCGACCUCUUCCAAGCGAAAGAAGCGUACUUCCCGAGGAAAACUGAAGCGAGCCAUCGAUGCUGUCAGCAACAACCUGACAGCCAUCUCAUCAAGCCACUCCAUUAAGCUUCAGGACCAAGCAGACCGACUCCAAGGGUACUCUGAGAAGUCCGAAGACCACUCGAAUCAACUUCAAGAGCAUUCCAACCAGCUCCAAGAGUAUGCAGGCCAACGUCAGGGCCACUCCAACCAGCUACAGAAGCAAGAACUCGCUCUGACACAGCUCCGUCACGACAAGCAAGCCCUCCGAGACUGCCUCCAGGGCGUCCUCGUCCCUCUCAGCCAAGCAGUCAAUGCGCUCCACAAGUCGAGCAAGGACGACAAGCGGGCACUCAAGUCGGCCAAGAAGCGCGCCCAGAGGGGACUGAAGGAGUUCAACUCGGUGGACAAGACCACCAAGGUCUUGAAGCAAAGCCUCAAGCAUCUGCAUUGUGUUCUUGGGGCGGCAGAGGACCGUCCUGGAGGAAACAAUGAAGCUCAUGGACAGGAGAAGUGA